GACUAGGAAAAGUAAGCUGCUGUGCUGCUAUUUGCGAGACCUCACGAAACUCUCCGUAUAUUUACACGUAUUUUCAAAAAUGCGUGGUUCUCAGUUGAGCGGUUCAUUUGGGUGUGAAUGGCUAAUUAUUAUCUCUCUUCUCAGAGUGAGGACAUGAUAAGCCGGGUGUCAUAGCAGUUUGGGACAGCUACACUACGGAUUUACAGAGACCCGGAAGUAGUAGGCUACAAGCGAGUUGCUCCAUUUGUUUGUGUGAGUUUGGUGGAGAAACGAUCAACACGCGAAUGACAAGUUGAGCGUCGGUGAUGGAAAAUGAGGGCAUUGUUUUGAAUGCCUACGUGAAAACGAUGCCGACAUUUAUCGGCACUUACGACGAAGAUAACGAAAGCAAUAUAACAGAUGAGUCCAGCGAAGUUGGGGCACCAAGCACAUAUUUUGUGCAGGAUGAUGGGGAAACCAAAGUGUGUGUUCCUGACAGUGUUUUGGAACUGCAUAAGCACAGACCUGAAAACAAAGACAGUGUUGAAAGAGACCGAAAGACCACUGCAGUGGAUAUUUUAAGAAGAAAUUUCGGACGUUCACGUCGAAACUUCACUUUCACGGAGGAUUACAGAGAUCCAGAGGAUGUAGUUUUUACAAUUAGCAACAUGCAAAUGGGACACUCCGAAACGAAUGAAGAACCCUCGGACCAUAAUGGACAAGUGGAAGUAAAGUUAGAAUGUCAAAUGGAAUCAGAAUUUUCCGAUGUAGAAGAUGUUGAAAUUAGGCCUGAUGAUUCAGAGGAAACUUUAAAGUCUAGAGUUAAACCUAAAGAAGACGGUAGUAUGCGUGAGUUGAAACAACAUGUCUACUGCUCCGUUUACUGUAUUGCCAACGACAGUUACAGAAAUUCCGUGGAUAUCACGGUAGGCGAAGAGGAUCAUCGGACAGUUACCCCCUCGACAUCCAACACAUCACUGGAACAAAAUACACAAUCCCCGCAACAGAGUGAAUCGGAGGUCACAGGAUAUCCCGAGCCUUUUACCUUAGCAGAUCUGGUGGAUGCUACCGCUUUGAACAACUUUUAUAAAGGGGAUUCGAGUUUGUCAGCUGUAUUGACUUGCCGCAUUUGUCUGGAAGAUAAACACAUAAAGCCGCUACAUUGUUGCAAAAAGGCUGUCUGUGAGGAAUGUCUGGAAACAUACACCAGUUCACAGGUGCGUGUGGGCCGUGCGGUCGUGGCCUGUCCAAUCACGGAGUGCAGUGGUUUCCUGGAGGAGAGCGUGGUGCUGGCCCACCUGGCCGCCGAGGACGUGGACAAGUACAAGUACUUCCUGGAGCUGAGCCGCCUGGACGUCGGCACCAAGCCAUGCCCGCAGUGCAACCAGUUCACCUCGCUCAAGAGCCGCGGCGGGGCACCCGCGUCCACCCGCAGCGCAGAGCACAAGUACAAGGUCCAGUGUAGUAAGUGCCAGUUUGUGUGGUGCUUCAGGUGCCACGCCCCCUGGCACGACGGCCUCAAGUGCCGCGACUACAGGAAGGGAGACAAGCUGCUGCGCGACUGGGCCAGUGUCAUCGAGCAUGGACAGAGGAACGCCCAGAAGUGCCCACGGUGCAAGAUCCACAUCCAGAGGACUGAGGGCUGCGAUCACAUGACCUGCACGCAGUGCAACACCAACUUCUGCUACCGCUGUGGGGAGAGGUACCGGCACAUGCGCUUCUUCGGCGACCACACCUCCGACUUGAGCGUGUUCGGCUGCAAGUACCGCUACCUGCCCAACAAACCCCACCUGCGCCGCUUCGUCAGGGGCUCAGUCUGUGUGACAAAACUGCUGUUGUGUCCAUUGGUGAUUGUGCUCACGGUGGUGGUUGGUGCAGUGGUCAUCGUUGUUGCUCUGCUGAUCUUCCCCAUCUACUGCUGCAAGAAGCGCAGGAAGAGGCCCCAAGGGACCGAGUACUGGUUCUCCUGAAGGGCCUCCACCAACUACAACUCCUUCUCCUCCUCCUACUGUUCCUCCACCACCUCCUACUACUGCUACUCCUCCUCCUCCAUCCCAUGCUACUCCACUGCUGCUUCUGCUUCUGCUGCUGGUCCAGCCCAGCACUGGGGUCAACGGAGGACACCGAUGGGUGGGCCCAUUGGCUACGGAUGAGCAGACAAACCAAAACACACAGACAGACACACAGACAGACACACAGACAGACACACAGACACACAGACACACAGACAGACACACAG
Molecule: messenger RNA, 2218 nt
Organism: Alosa alosa (allis shad)
Lineage: Eukaryota; Metazoa; Chordata; Actinopteri; Clupeiformes; Clupeidae
Gene: rnf217
Product: ring finger protein 217
Exons: 6
Coding region: 306-1949 (547 amino acids)
Biological process (GO): ubiquitin-dependent protein catabolic process; protein polyubiquitination; positive regulation of proteasomal ubiquitin-dependent protein catabolic process
Cellular component (GO): ubiquitin ligase complex; cytoplasm
Molecular function (GO): zinc ion binding; ubiquitin conjugating enzyme binding; ubiquitin protein ligase activity
Source: RefSeq, a predicted model, not a curated record